Messenger RNA from Brassica oleracea var. oleracea, 617 nucleotides. RefSeq lists its product as uncharacterized. The transcript is spliced from 3 exons. The record is from RefSeq and is a predicted model, not a curated record. The coding region runs from base 261 to 488 and encodes 75 amino acids. Lineage: Eukaryota; Viridiplantae; Streptophyta; Magnoliopsida; Brassicales; Brassicaceae.
AGCAGGGAGGGUUACCGGAGGGGAGACAAUAGGAAUAGAUGGCGGCGAGUUAAGGAAGCCAACCUCGAUGCUUAAGCCGUAGUUCUUGACGUAGAAUACAUUUCACUAGAAUUAGAAAAUGAUAAGUAAAGUAAAGGCGGUGGUUUCAGGAUGGUUCCUCUUGCCUCUAAGUCGUGUUCGGAGCAUCCUAAAUAUCAACAAUUCACCUUCUCUCCAAAACCCAUCAAAUCAGGAAAUACAAGCCUUCUAGCAUAUCAACCAUGAAAAACAACAACAACAACAAGAAAAACAUGAAGAUGAGUUCGGGACAAGAGAGUGGUAAUGGUACUACUAACAUCGUUAUUACAGAGACAAGGAAUAAAAAGGUAGAGAGGAAGGCAUCAAUGGACGUGGACCAGUGCGCGGAAGCUUUCAUCACAAAUUUCAGAAAGCAGCUUCUUCUCCAGCGUCUCGAAUCCAUCGACAACAUGCUCUCUCGGGGCCUUUAAAACUAUUUAUGAAUGCACACUUGUUUGUAUGUAUUACUACUCAUGUAUUAUUUAUUUAUUUGGUUGACUCUGAAAGGUCUUGUAUGCAGUAUUUGAGAGAGAAUAAUUGUCAUUUUAGGUUACACUCCA